This is a messenger RNA of Cetraspora pellucida, 124 nucleotides long. Lineage: Eukaryota; Fungi; Glomeromycota; Glomeromycetes; Diversisporales; Gigasporaceae. The record is from the annotation of a GenBank genome assembly.
AUGAUAUUAUGUAUUAAUGCAAAAACUAAAAAAGUUGAAAAUAGAGCAAUAUCAUUUAAAACAGUUAUAAAGGUUAUUACUUUUAUAGAAAAUUAUGCUAAACAACAUGGUUUGCCAUCUUCAG